GCAGUUUAUUUCUUCCCUUUAACUAGGUAAUAGUCCGGUCUUCCGUCCUACCCACCGCCCUCUUCCUCUGCACACCUUCCUACAUGUUCGGAAAGGUCUUCAAUUAAGUCAUUUGCAGAAGUAAGGCUAAGCUAUGGAUAGGAGAAAAAAUAAUGUGAACCCAGAAUCAAAACUCCGAGAAUUGUCAAAACAGGACUGUAAUUCUAAGUGUGCAGAUUGUGGAGCUGCAAAGCCAAGAUAUGCAUCCAUUACGCUUGGAAUAUUUCUGUGCAAUCGAUGCUAUGGAAUUCACCGUUCAAUUGGCGCCCACAUCACUCGCACCAAGUGUAUUGGUUUAGAUAAUUGGAGCACCCACGAAGUCAACCUCAUGACCUCUGUAGGAAAUGCUGUAGCAUCUGCUUAUUGGGAAAAGAAUGUGCCGAACGGGUAUAGCAUACCAACUUCAGAUUCUCCAGAUGCUGUAGUAGAGAAGUGGAUUAGAGACAAAUAUGAGAAAAAACUCUUUUGUCCACCUCACUUGCCUCCUCCACAUGUUACAAAGCAGCAACAAAAUUCACAUCACUUGGGUGCUGGCAAUCCUUCAAGAGGACAAGUUCUAAAUGAUGACUGGACGCCAUUUAUUAGUGCAAAUUUAGCUGGUGAUUUUUCUGCCUCCAACCCUUGCAGCAAUGCUGAGGUUUGGGAUCCUUUUGGUGACAAUGUGACCCACUCAAACAGGUAGGUUUCCCAAGUCCUAGAUUAAGCUACGGUCAUGCUUUUUUGCUCAAAAUCUUGUAUAUAAUCAAUGAAUUUUAGAUAAAAUGGGUCUGUAUUUUGAGGUCAGCAAUAAAUUAGAGAGAUCUGUUUAUGAUCUUGGCAUAAUACUUUGCCAAACAGGUUCCCAUGGUUGUAUUUAUCUUGUUUGCCUCAUAAAUUCAUCUGGACCCAGCUUAUUAAUGAAAUACACGAGCUAAAACCAGAUUCAUUUAAACUUCAA
Cryptomeria japonica (Japanese cedar) is the source of this 976-nucleotide messenger RNA. RefSeq lists its product as uncharacterized. The record is from RefSeq and is a predicted model, not a curated record. Lineage: Eukaryota; Viridiplantae; Streptophyta; Pinopsida; Cupressales; Cupressaceae. The transcript has 2 exons. Gene Ontology annotation, molecular function: GTPase activator activity. The coding region runs from base 134 to 721 and encodes 195 amino acids.